This is a messenger RNA of Polyodon spathula (Mississippi paddlefish), 2798 nucleotides long. Its product is annotated as katanin p60 ATPase-containing subunit A-like 2. The record is from RefSeq and is a predicted model, not a curated record. Bases 186 to 1796 code for a protein of 536 amino acids. The transcript is spliced from 16 exons. NCBI's taxonomy places the organism in Eukaryota, Metazoa, Chordata, Actinopteri, Acipenseriformes, Polyodontidae. Gene Ontology annotation, molecular function: protein binding; ATP binding; ATP hydrolysis activity.
GUGUUAUUGUGUGCGUACGCAAAUAACUCAAGCGUAGUAGUUCCAACAGUGGAAUAUGCGUAACUCUGAUGCAUACAAAAGGCUACGUACCAAACCAAGAAAAAAAAAAUCUGAUUGCGGCAAGUUUUCUCCUGCUACAUUUCGAAUUAUGAUAAGGUAUUUAAUGUAAAUUCAAAAAGGGAAAAAUGACUAUGGAGCUUUCCUAUCAAGCAAUGAAAACAGCCAACCAAGCGAGAGAGGCGGAUGAAAUGAGAGCAGAAGCCAGGCGAAAGAAUCUGCUAGUUCUGAUUCUCCACUACAUGACACAGGAAGGAUAUAUGGAUGCUGCCAAUGCCCUUGAACAAGAAACCAAUUUAGGUUUGCGUUGUUUUGAAGUUUGUGACAACAUAGACUUGGAGACAAUCCUGUUAGAGUAUGAGAGCUACUACUUCAUUAAAUUUCAACGGUACCCAAAGCUUACUAAAAAGGCAGCGGAAUCUGGAGAAAAGAAGCACCCAAGAAGUGGGGGAAAACUAAAGAGAACCCCCAGCUGUAACUACCAGACUCUUCCCAGGAUAAAUCAGCCCCAGGGCACUCAACGUCCUCCAUCAAAAACUACUGGAAAAAGAACAGCUGUUAGAGAAAGCCCAAAACAGGAGAACGGCUGUUCAACCCCUCCAGAAACAGCAGAGUUUGGUUUAAAUGUGUCAUCUCUCACUAGGAGUGGCGGAGGGGAGGGAACACAAAUAAAAAAGGGCCAAGUGAUUGACUUCCGUGGAUUGAUCCAAGAUGCAAUUAAAGGAGCUUCAAACGAUGUAAACGGCUUAAACUGUAACCCAGAUCCUUCUGAACGUCUUAUUAAACCUCUCAGUGCCUUUAGUGGAAUGAACAGUGAAAUGAGAGAAUUGGCAUCUGUAAUAAGCAGGGAUAUAUAUUUGCACAAUCCAAAUGUGAGAUGGGAUGACAUUAUUGGACUUGAUGCAGGCAAGCGAUUAGUCAAAGAAGCUGUCUUGUAUCCUAUUAAGUACCCCCAGCUAUUUACUGGGAUUCUUUCUCCUUGGAAAGGGCUAUUGCUCUAUGGACCUCCAGGGACUGGCAAAACACUGCUUGCUAAGGCUGUUGCAACGGAGUGCAACACGACAUUUUUCAAUAUUUCAGCAUCCAGCAUUGUCAGCAAAUGGAGAGGGGAUUCAGAAAAGCUGGUUCGGGUUUUGUUUGAUCUUGCAAGGUACCACGCCCCUUCUACUAUUUUCUUGGAUGAGUUGGAAUCAGUAAUGAGCCACAGAGGAACAGGCCCAGGCGGGGAACAUGAAGGCAGCCGGCGAAUGAAGACAGAGUUGCUGAUUCAAAUGGACGGCUUGGCACGCUCGGAUGAUCUUGUCUUUGUGUUAGCGGCUUCCAAUUUGCCAUGGGAACUAGACCAUGCUAUGUUGCGAAGAUUAGAGAAAAGGAUCUUAGUGGGUCUGCCAACCAAAGAGGCAAGACAGGCUAUGAUCAAACACUGGCUGCCCCCACUAAGUAACACAGGAGGUGUGGAGCUAUGGACUGACCUGGACUACAGACUUCUGGGACAACAAACAGAUGGUUACUCUGGCUCUGAUAUAAAGCUAGUGUGCAAGGAGGCAGCAAUGAGACCUGUAAGGAAAAUCUUUGAUGCUCUGGAAAAUCACAAAGGAGGUAAAACAGAGUUGCCCAUUAUCAAAUUGGAGACAGUGACGACGACAGAUUUCCUAGAUGCGAUUGCUCAUACAAAACCCUCUGCAAGAAACCUGAUUGAAAAAUACACAGCUUGGCAGAAGGAGUACGAGUCUGUUUGAAGAUUCUGUGGUUCUUUGAGCUCUACAAGUUUCAAAAAGUGAAUCACAACAGCAUUGCUCCCAAGGACUGAACUGGGCUUCAACAGAAAAGUAAAUCCUUUUAUACUUAGUAACCGAAAAAGAGGAUAAAAGGACCAUGAACUUAAAGAACACUUUAAAUCUUUUGUAGUUUUCAGUAACAAUGCUCUACUGAUUUGUAACCAGGCAGGCAUUUGUCAAACGCAUACAUCACAGUAAUAAUAAUCACAAAACAACACUGUUGUGUGGCAAGUCAACAUUAUUCUGCCUCUAUUGUUAUACAGUGACCAAAGAAUAAUGUUAUGUUAUGUAAACAAAGCUUUUAUUUUAUUUUAUUAAAUGUUUUAAUACAAAAACAAUUUUCUUUUCUAACAUGAAUAGAUUUAUAGAUGUCAACUCUUUCAGACAUAUAUACCAAUUUUAUCUUAUAAAUACUACUGCCUGCAAAAUCUAGGCUUCAAACACAAGGGGUUAACUGUACAAAUCGUAUCCCUACAUUCUAAUAUUGCUACCUUCUGAUUUGCAUUGCUCUAAGGCAUAUACAUUUUCCAGGCCUUAUCCGUGAACCAGUUAAGAGGCUUCUGAACUGGAUUGUAUUAAGUGUAGCACUGAACCUGGAGUCUGGACUAUUGAAACAUGCUCCCUCAGAUGUGCUAAACAAUAUUAUAUUUACAUGUAACCCACUGCUACGUAAGUACUAGUUAUUUAAAUAUACAUAUGUGUAGCAUAGUCAGAUAAAAAACUAACACGGGUAUAUACAAUUGGUGUUAGCUUUCAGCGACAAAAGAAAUAGAUAAAGCCACUUUACAAUAUGCCCAGUACUGAAAUAAAGUGACUCCUGUUCACCAGUGGGCUUGAUCUGCAAGGAGAUGCAGGUACUCACGGCAUCUUUUACUGCCCUGUGGGUGUUUUCUGAUGUAUGUGGACUGUUUUUUUUCUUCAUCUGUAUACAAAGGUUGCAUUUUUAAAAAUGAGUUCUUGUGA